UGAAUCUCGAUCUCUCAAUUUUUCUCUCGAGCUCCCUCCUCUCCCUCCCUUUGUCAUUCUAGCUGCCUGCUGCCUCCGCAGCGUCCCUCUAGCUCUCUCUGUGCUAACUGCCUGCGCCUUAGACAGACGGGGUGCGCCCAGCGGAAGGAUUAGUUGGGACCUGCCUCGGUGACCCCAUGGCAUCCCCCAGAACCAUAACUGUCGUGGCCCUCUCAGUGGCCCUGGGACUCUUCUUUGUUUUCAUGGGAACUAUCAAGUUGACCCCCAGGCUCAGCAAGGAUGCCUACACUGAGAUGAAACGUGCUUACAAGAGCUAUGUCCGAGCCCUCCCUCUGCUGAAGAAAAUGGGGAUCAAUUCCAUUCUCCUCCGCAAAAGCAUUGGUGCUCUUGAGGUGGCCUGUGGCAUUGUCAUGACCCUUGUGCCUGGGCGUCCCAAAGAUGUGGCCAACUUCUUCCUACUCUUGCUGGUGUUGGCUGUGCUCUUCUUCCAUCAACUAGUCGGUGAUCCUCUCAAACGCUACGCCCAUGCUCUGGUGUUUGGAAUCCUGCUCACCUGCCGCCUGCUGAUUGCCCGCAAGCCUGAAGACCGGUCUUCUGAGAAGAAGCCCUUGCCACCACCAGGGCAAGCAGGGAAUGCCGGGAACGCGGAGGAGCAGCCCUCUUUAUAUGAGAAGGCCCCUCAGGGCAAAAUGAAGUUGUCAUAGGAAAGCAGAAGUGCAAAAAGUGAACCUUCCAGGCAGUUGCCUCCAUGACACCCAGGAAGAUGUCAGUGUGUGUUUUUCAUUUGAUUUAUUUAUCUUGAA
This is a messenger RNA of Neomonachus schauinslandi (Hawaiian monk seal), 803 nucleotides long. It is a transcript of the gene TMEM35A, whose product is annotated as transmembrane protein 35A. The record is from RefSeq and is a predicted model, not a curated record. Gene Ontology annotation, biological process: chaperone-mediated protein complex assembly; positive regulation of protein localization to cell surface. The coding region runs from base 177 to 704 and encodes 175 amino acids. The transcript has 2 exons. Gene Ontology annotation, molecular function: acetylcholine receptor regulator activity. Gene Ontology annotation, cellular component: endoplasmic reticulum. NCBI's taxonomy places the organism in Eukaryota, Metazoa, Chordata, Mammalia, Carnivora, Phocidae.